Phytophthora nicotianae INRA-310 is the source of this 1581-nucleotide messenger RNA. RefSeq lists its product as hypothetical. The coding region runs from base 1 to 1581 and encodes 526 amino acids. The transcript is spliced from 5 exons. The record is from RefSeq and is a predicted model, not a curated record. NCBI's taxonomy places the organism in Eukaryota, Oomycota, Peronosporomycetes, Peronosporales, Peronosporaceae.
AUGCUGUCUGAGGCAUCGGCAUUGGAGAGACGAGCUCGAAUCCCGCUGUCACCUAAUGACGACAUCAACGUAUUCCAAGACGGGGACAACAAUAGUGACUACAUUUCAGAAGAGAGCGAUGGUGAUGGCAUCUCCGAUGACAGCCAUGAUUUUGAGUACGGCGGGAUAGACGAAGAGGUUGACGUACUCUCAGACAGUGAUGCGGUCGAGAUGGAUAGAACGCUCCUGGCAUCUCUGCAGGUUGGCAGCAGUACAGUGAGCAGGGCAGCUAAGGAGACGCGCAAGGAAGCACUUCGAUCUAUACCAUGGACUCAGGUUUCGACAGAGCACGAAACGGAUAUAACUGCUUUCCCAGGACUGAGUCUAGAGGAGGCUAGACCUAUUGGUGGGCAUUUGGCGAUCGCCAAUCUUCAUCCUCUUCUACUUCAUGCCGAAAUCCGUAUGGUUACGACCACUACCGAAAAGAAUCGUUACAACCUUCACCAAGCAUACGGCGUACGCGAGAUUCUUCAUGUCGUUGAGCUUAUUGUCGCUCAGAUGCUUUGCCCCCAGAAGAGGUGCUUCCCUGCGCACCGGUCCAUGGUGGACGACGAUGUCAUUCCUGCUGGACUCUUUUGGUGGUACAUGACCCUCGAUAGAUGUCAGCGUACCCUGCGCGAUCUUCACUUCGUAGAUAAUAUCGUCGUCGACGACCGCGACAAGCUGUGGAAGGUGCAGCCCGUGGUUGAGCACAUCCAACAGCGCUUCUUGGCGAGUUGGUCUCUCCCUGCAGUACUGCCUACCACGUCGAGCCGCAACACCAUCUGUAACUUCAUGUCCGGCAAGCCUCACCGGCACGGGUCAAAACUGUUUAUGUUAUGCAAGCACAACAAUGAUGACGGAGGUGACCCUGGCGUUUACUUCAAAACUGGAGCAGCAGCCGUCGUGCGGAACUUGAAAUUUGCGCUCAUUCCAAAUCUACGCCACCCGUGGCAUGCUGGUAUCAUCGAUCGCUAUUACGCGUCUGUGAUUCUUGCCGUUGAGUUUCUAGAGAUGCAAAUCGAUGUGAUUGGAACAAUUCAGACGAACCGCCUGGGUUUCAACAAAAACAUCCAGUCUAAAAGCAAGACAAACCCGCCUAUCAUUCCCCGUGGCCCCUUUUCCUAUUCGUGUUCAGUCGCCGUCCCGACAGUCUGGAGACUGGGUCACCGUCAGUGGCGUCCAAAAAAACCACCAGCUGUCUUGCAAAGUCUAUGCGCUUUUGCGUACAGACAAGAAAAGUCGUACGCAUCGUCAUACUUUUCCAAGCGCUGCUCUACCGACGGCGCGAAGUGCUGGCUGUGCAACAGGAUUCGCCGAGACUCCAAGGGUGUCGCCAAGACAUGUUUUGAAACCUGGCACGACGACCUCGAAGUUGGCCAAGCAAUUUCCCAGAACUUGGGGGGAGCAAGUUCUGCUGCGUCGGCUGGGUCAGAAGCUGGAAAGCGCAAGAAAACACGGCGGGAGCUCCAGAUUCACCGUGACUUAGGUAGCGACGGCUGGAACAGCGACGACGACAAGAAUGACGGCAACAUAAGUGAGUCUUGGCUGCGUUUCAAUUGA